Messenger RNA from Paramecium sonneborni, 359 nucleotides. The record is from the annotation of a GenBank genome assembly. Lineage: Eukaryota; Ciliophora; Oligohymenophorea; Peniculida; Parameciidae.
GGUAAUUUUUUUAAAUCCACAUAAGAUGCUUAUAUUAUUGCAGAUGUUAGUUUAAGUGGCUUUCCAGUUGAUGCUCCAACUGUCAAUUUUCGUAAUAAUUUUUAACAUGUGAACAUAUUCCCUAUGGGCAAGUUAUGUUUGUACUUAAUUAAUAAAGAAACUUGGAUUUCUAGCACUAGUUUGAUAGACAUCUUUUCAGGAAUUAACCAAGUUAUUCAUCAGUAUUCAAUAGAAUUAUUAAUUUUAGUCCUACUUUCAAUGAUCCUGCUAAUAGCACUUAUAAAGAUCCAUAAAUUUAUGAAAGGGAUAUGAAAGAAUAAGCUAGAAGAUUUAGAAAUGAGACAUAUAAAAUAAUAUGA